Messenger RNA from Chlorocebus sabaeus (green monkey), 4649 nucleotides. It is a transcript of the gene ZNF648, whose product is annotated as zinc finger protein 648. The record is from RefSeq and is a predicted model, not a curated record. Gene Ontology annotation, molecular function: RNA polymerase II cis-regulatory region sequence-specific DNA binding; DNA-binding transcription factor activity, RNA polymerase II-specific. Lineage: Eukaryota; Metazoa; Chordata; Mammalia; Primates; Cercopithecidae. Gene Ontology annotation, biological process: regulation of transcription by RNA polymerase II.
GGCACAUGUUUACCUAUGUAACAAACCUGCACAUCCUGCACAUGUAUCCCGGAACUUAAAAUAAAACUUUAAAAAAUCAUCAAUAAUAACAGUGAAAGCAGCUAACGUUUUUGGGUACUUGCUAUGUUCCAGACACUGAGCUAAGCUCCUUACAUGCGUUAUCUCAUUUAAUCUUCUCCAAACUUCCAUAAUGGCAACAGUAUCCUAGUCCUUGUUUUGCAGAUGAGACACUAAGGCACACAGAAGUUAAAUAACUUGCCCAAGAUCACACAGCUAGUGAGUAGUAAGAUUCAAACCCAGAUCCAGACCCUACUGUCAAUCAGUAUACUUUGUGACCACCUAGUGAUGUCACAGGAACCACACUUCCAUCACCUAUUUUAAUGCCGUGAAUGUUCAUCUUAAGAAAUGCACAUUAGACUUGAGGGGAUAAAAAUUCUCAAUGUACUGAAUCUUCUACCUUGGGCCAAUCCUUCUCUUCAAAAUGAGCCUACAUGGGAACCAAUGCUGAAAGUGUAAAGAGACCCCAGACAGGCCUGGCAUCUGUAUGCAUAAGACAGAAAACCAUCUCCCUGCACCCCUACUCCCAGUUAAAAGGCUGGGGGCAUCUUUGAGUCAAUGAAUGGGCUGCUGCAAAGAAUUCUGGGAAUCCCAACCCCUGAGUUCUGCGACUCACAGUCCUGCAAAAGGUGGGUACUAGAAUAGGGAGGUGGGCAUAUAGGCCAAAUACUCUGUUCUGCCUUCCAGGAGGGAAAAAGCAUGCUACCCAGGAAGCCCACAAGGGACAUGUGGCCCGUGGGCAUACCAGGGCUAAAGUGAAGGAUGGACUGCUCUGUGGAAGGAAGGAGUGAAAGUGAACAGGAAGCAUAGAGCCACAUGCAGGACGACUGACAGGAGGGAAGGAGGAAGGCUGGCUUUGGCAGGGAGGGGAGGCAGGAGCAGAGGGAGUCAGAGGAUCGGUUCAGGCAGUGAGAGAGGGCAGCCCCACUCUAUUUCCCAGGCUGCUCUCUGGAUGCAGGCAGGAAGGUUGAGUGUAUUACACUGGCCCCACCUCCAGAGGCUCUCUCUGCAGCUGCUGGACUGGACACAAAGCGUGAGAGACAGAGACACCAUCUCUGCUGAUUUGUACCCAACUCUGGUUCCUGUUGCUGAGAGCCCACGUGUCACAGAAGCCAGAGCAGGGGGCCCACACUGCUGUCUGCAUUUCCCAGGUAUCCUGAGCCAAGCAGAAUACUGCUCCUCAGAGGAGCAAGCAACGGAAGCGCCUGAACAUCAUGGCACAAGUGGACUCCCAGGACAGGUGGGGAGAGGCGUCUCCUCUCAGCAGCUUGACUGAGGAGGCUCAUAACAGCCAGAUGCUGAGCAUGAACUUAGAGAGUGAUGAUGAAGAUGGUGGGGAGGCCAAAAAAGAGGGGCCUGCUGACCCGGUGGCCUGUCCAAGGGGCAGCUCCCCAGUAACAUAUGACAAUCCUGACUUGCCAUGGCCCCAUCCACUGGACAAAGAGGAAGAGAAAUUCUCUGACUCCUCCAGUGCUGGGGGCAUGGGGCAGAAACCAGUGGAAAUGUCUGGGAAAGCCAGCUGGAGCAGAGAUGUGGCAAAGAUCAACGAGACCCAGGGUCCCCCAGGAGCAAGCACAGCUCUGGGUACCCUUCCCAGUGGUCUCGCACACAAAUUAGGUCAGAUGCAACCUCUUGGGGACCGACUACCUGCGGGUGAUGGAGACUCGAGGGCCAACCAGGACACAGUCUUGGCUGUCCCAUCCAGCUUCCCCAGCAAUGGAAAGUAUCUCUGUGCGCACAAAAGUGCAGACACGUCCGCAGAGAACUCUUCUCUGUUGUGUUUCCCCAGGCCAGGGAGCAACUGGGACCUCCCUACGCGAGAGACACACACACCAGCGCAGGCGUCGGCCACCCCAGCCAGCCUGACUGCCGCGGUACUGGCAAAAGCGCGAAUCAGCAGGAAAGUACAGAACCAGGCGGGCGGGCGCGAGGACGGAGAGGCUGAGGCGCGUCCAUACAGGCGCCUGCGGGGUGGGCGAGCCUUCCAGAAGCCCAGCAAGCCGCUGAGCCCCGCUGAGACGCGCGGCGGCGCCAAGCGCUACGCAUGCGAGCUAUGCGGGAAGGCCUACUCCCACCGCGGCACGCUCCAGCAGCACAGGCGCCUGCACACGGGCGAGCGGCCCUACCAAUGCUCCUUCUGCGACAAGGCCUACACCUGGUCCUCCGACCACCGGAAGCACAUCCGCACCCACACAGGCGAGAAACCCUACCCGUGUCCAGACUGCGGGAAGGCCUUCGUGCGCUCCUCGGACCUGCGCAAACACCAGCGCAACAUGCACAGCAACAACAAGCCCUUCCCGUGCUCCGAGUGCGGCCUGACCUUCAACAAGCCGCUGUCGCUGCUGCGCCACCAGCGCACGCACCUGGGCGCCAAGCCCUUCCGCUGCCCCGCCUGCGACCGGGAGUUCGCUGUGGCCAGCCGCAUGGUGGAGCACCAGCGCGUGCACUCGGGCGAGCGGCCCUUCCCCUGCCCCACCUGCGGCAAGUGCUUCACCAAGUCCUCCAACCUGUCCGAGCACCAGACGCUGCACACCGGCCAGAGACCCUUCAAGUGCGCUGACUGCGGCGUGGCUUUCGCGCAGCCCUCGCGCCUCGUGCGCCACCAGCGCAUCCACACUGGCGAGAGGCCCUUUCCUUGCACGCAGUGUGGCCAGGCCUUUGCCCGCUCUUCGACCCUGAAGCGGCACCAACAGAUCCACUCCGGAGAGAAGGGAUUCCUCUGUGCAGAGUGCGGCAGGGCCUUCCGCAUUGCCUCUGAGUUGGCCCAGCACAUACGAAUGCACAACGGAGAGAGGCCCUACCAGUGUAAGGACUGCGGCCAGGCCUUCACCCGAUCCAAUCACCUCCAACGACACCGAGCCAAGCACCGCACCUGCAAGAAGGAACCCAUCCCUUCCUCUGAUGAGUGAAGACAGCAUCGUCGUCGACCUCACUACUUGGAACCUUCCCAGGUGGACCCACUCACAUGGUAUUGCCAGCCUCACUGGUCAGCCUUGCCUCCCAGUAGGUCGCGGGUCAUGAGUGGUCCAUUUGAUUAUAUAUUUGAUCCCUUGAACAGAAAGUCAUCACCGAGAGAGCACCUAGGUGUGUGGUUUCACAUCGGUGGUUCUGAGUGUCCGAGGUCAUAAACAAUUGGAAAAGGGAAAGACAGAGUAGUGAGAGCUGAUCAAACGUUGAGUUCCUGGGGUUGGGGAACCUGAAUCAAUCAGAAACUGCUUCUAGAAUUACAUGCUGGGCAUUGGGCAGGGCUCCAGGGAUAAGGUGGGGAAAAAAGACUAACCUGUCCUACCCUCAAAGCCAUAUGCAAAUACUGAAAAGAAGGAAUGAAGGACUAGUACUCUUUAGAGAAAGAUGCUUUUUGUUUUUUACGUAAAGGAAUCCCCAGAAGUGGUCCCUAUGAUGAACUCCCCCAAAGCAAUGCCUUUGUGGGAGGGACUCAAACCCAGUCCAACAUCCCAUCAUUUCACUUGACUGCAGAAAUGGCUUUACCCUUAGGAUAUUUCUUUAUGAGUCCUGGCUUUCAAGUAGAGAAGGGCUUUAUCUUAGAGAAGGUGGUUUAUGUCCUAUUCCAGUUAUUCUGGAAGUUCGGGACAGCCUUAGCAUCUGAAAAAGAAGCACAUUCCUCUUUAUAGUGGAAUUUAGUACGUAGAUCUAACCCGAGUCUCACCCACAAAAUUCAUAUGUGCCUUCUCUCUGGCUGCCUUUUUUCCUGUUUGCACUCUGAGGGCUUAAGUCAUAUUUACAAAGCAAUUGGCCCAUUUACAGAGAGACAUCUAUAAUUUCUCCACAAAGCCUUGACCAUGGUUCUUGAAACCUUUUGGGUUCUUUUACAUUUGUCUGAAUCAUUAGCCUUGACUUGAAGUGAAUAAAACACCCUUUGCCCAAGUGCCAUUGGCUUGUCUGCAUUUCAAAAUCUUUAAAACCAGGUAUGAAAGCCUACAUGACUCACAGUUACCUAAUGAGGUUAUUUCAAAGUUUGCAUUACUAACAGCCAUUCUUCAAAGUGUAUUAAUGCAUAUAGUGAUCUGUAUAAAGUCAGUAGUUCUUAGCUGAACCUCAACUGUGAGGAAUCUAUGACUCCACAGAUGUCCUUGGUGCACGUAGGCAAACGGCACUUCUUAUCUUACCGAAGUUAAAUAAGAUAUUCCAUAAGAAGGUAUAGUGCCCUUCUGGGGGGAGUACCUUCAGUAUAUUCCUAAAAUUGCCACCAAAGAAUGCCAAAUCUGAAUUUCUCUUGGGUUCCACCUGAUUUGGACCUAGGGUGUGACCUCUAAAUAUCAUUCUCAUGAUACAUGGGGGCACGAAAGAGAAGUAAGAGAGAGAGAGAGAGCUAGACAGCUAGAUAACUAGAUAGUCUUGUGUCUUGUUUGACCAAGGUAACCUUAAUGAAAGGGUCGGUUCCACCCUUUACUGUUGAUGUGACCUUGGGCUUCAGCUUCUGCAUCUGCGUAGGCAAAAUAGAAGUGAUAAUAGUAGGUAAGGAUCACUCUAUGAUGGAAACUUUGGCUGAAUGCAAGAUGAACUUGUGACUAUCAAAAGAGCAAAAGCUAACUUUUUUUUCUAGAUAAUCAAUACAGUAUUUGAAGACUGAA